Trichobilharzia szidati is the source of this 1239-nucleotide messenger RNA. NCBI's taxonomy places the organism in Eukaryota, Metazoa, Platyhelminthes, Trematoda, Strigeidida, Schistosomatidae. The record is from the annotation of a GenBank genome assembly.
AUGUCUACAGAUAGUAGUAUCUACCUACAAGAAUAUUUAGAAGGUGAUCAUAUCUAUCAAGAGUGUACAGAGUAUGAAGAAUUUACGCAGAAUGUAUCUGCCAUCUGUGAUCCAUUAUUUUUCACUGGAUUAACAAGUUUCGCUUUAAUUCCUUCAACUAUAAUUUAUUCCUUAUUAAUGGGAAUUAUAUUAUUGUACCACUCACGAAUUAAUAAUUCAUGGUUUAAAAAACAAAAAUCACAUAUUUUCUGUUUACUAUUAGCUCAUAUUCUACUAUCCCUUGUAUUAGGCGUCUUUAAUUUACUCAUUAAUCGUGGAUUUCCAUGGUUCGGAUUGAAAGGCAUACAUUUGCAUUUACGUGAAAUACAACUAUGCAAAGUGUAUAGUAGUGUGAAUACAUUUGUCAACUGUUUAUUAGUUACUCUUUUAACACUAUAUACUAUAGAUAUUACAUUGUAUGCAAAAUUCUAUGCCUAUAGACCACCAACAUCGAAUAAACAAAUGAUUCUCUUAGUAUUAUUCUUUUCUAUUUUAAUCGCUAUACCUGAUUACUGUGUAAACACCCUGUGGAUAUUCGAUGGAAGACUACAAUGUUCAACUAAUCCUCUUCUACCAAGAUUGUUAAUAUUUACAGCUGAAGUGCAUAGAAUUCUUUUCGGUUAUGGAUUAUUUCAGUGUAUUAUAAUAUACCUGUGCUUAAAGUAUCUACGUAAACGUCAUAUAUUAAUAUGUAAUACUGUAUUACACUUUUAUCCUUUAACAUUUAUUAAAAAGACACGAAAUGAAAUUGUCAGUAGUAUAUGUGAAUUUUUAAAUGGUAUGAAAAAGACAACAAGUUUAGUGAUUGUUUAUUCAAGUUGGUUAACACUGAUUCUAUUUAUUAGAGGAUGUUGUCAAAUACCGAUCAGUCUAGAAUUAUAUUAUUAUAUUAUGAAAUCAGGAAGAGCACAAGCAAAAUUACGUUUAUUUAAUUAUUGGAGCCUACGAGAUUUUAUGUCUUUUAUUGUUAUUCUAUUUGGUUCAAUGCAUUCAUGGUUUUAUUUAUCCUUUUUUAAAAUGGUUGAAUUUAAAGUGGUGGAAGGAUCGAACAGGAUGAUAAGUUCGAAACGUAUUCAUAAGAAAUGGAAAGAGAUUUAUCAAGUUUUGAUUAAAUCAAAUCGAUCUGGGGAUCCUGAAGUUGAAGAAGCAAUAAAUGUGUUAAAACAAUUUUUUAAAAUUAAUGAAAAUGCUAAUAAAUAA